UUCAGCUGUUUCAGGAAGUGGGGUAGAGCCACCAAAAUCAGGAAACUAAGUGUUGCUAUUUAUACAACUGAGCAAAGGGCUCGAGCUGGUAAACGCUAGUGAAGUGUCAGUUAACGAGUAAAGGCGACUGAGGAGAGUAAAUAUCUGGCGUACGAUGCUCGUCUGCGGAUGAUUUUCUGCAUUUUUGAGACCUGAACCAUGGAGGAACGUAUCUCAAGUCCUGAAUCAGCAAAUCCCGAAUCCCUCUCGAGCUACGAGCUGCUGAUCCUGCACACGGCCGAGGCCCAGGAGUGGGCGACGUAUCUGCAGCAGAUUUUGAAAUCUUCUCAAAAGUUCCACCGAAGGUCCAUUUUGCUGUACGCCGUGAGCUCGGCCGAUCAGCUCCACGGAUACAACUUUGAGAACUUCCAGCAGUGCAAGUGUAUCGUGCUGCUCCUCUCGGGAGUGUUCUUUGACAUCCUCUGCGACCAUGAACUGCAGGGAGCGCUUAAGAGACUCCUUUACCCUCCGCAGAGAGUGGUGGUUUUAUUGUGUGGGGUGUCUGAGGACGACGUGAUGCCAGAGACUUUUGAAGAUUGGCCAAACUGGAGAAAACUCUCUGCUGAAGACGAGCCCGCCGUUUACAUUACGACCAUUCUGGAGUCUAUUGCUGACAGCAGACGAGCGGAGGCCGACACAAAGGGCGAGUCUCCUACAUCAGCUGGAGAGUUGCACAUCACAGCAGCCUCUCCUACAGAACAUCUGACCUUGAGUAAAAUAGAGGAAGUGGUACCAGAGGCACAAAAAGGCUCUGUCCUGAAAGAUGACCUUGUGGGAACAAAGAAUUCAACGAGCAGAGAAAUGGAAGAAGCAAACCCAACAUGCGUCACCAUUCAGCCACACAGAGUUCUGUGCGGGGAACCAGAGACACUUUUUAUCAUUUUGUCAAACAAACUGAUUGAUUGCGCAGCACCGCAGGUCGAGUUUUCAUCUGAAAAUGAAGUUACAAAAAAGGUGCAGGGCAAUGUGGAAAAUGAAUACACGAUCAGUGUUGUCGCCCCGGAUAUGCCUGCUGGACUCACAUCGCUCACUUUAUACACUGACCAGUCCCGUGUGAGCCUCAGGCCCGUCACGUAUUACACCAGUAUGGGAGAAGUCAGUCGCUGUCUGGAACAGGCUGCUAAUCCUCUCAACUUCAUCUGCCAGGCCUUUGACUUGACGUCAAACACAACAGAAUCACUGGACAUCCUGCUAACUGACUCACUGAAAUCCAAGAUGCCUGCAACUGGACUUCAGCUGUUUGGAGUCAGACAGAUAGAAGAAGACAACAUGUCAGCUUGCCAACGGAACGAGGAGCUUCCUACUUUGCUCCACUUUGCUGCUAAGUUUGGCUUGAAAAAGCUCACCACCACCCUGCUCCACUGUCCCGGGGCUCUGCAGGCUUACAGCGUGAGGAACAAGCACGGAGACUACCCAAACACGCUGGCAGAAAAGAACGGCUUCACCGACCUCAGACAUUUUAUAGAUGCAUUUGUUGAAACGGCAGACAUGCUGAAAUGUCACUUUGAAGACUCCAUCGACAUGCACAGUGAUGCAGAAGUAUACGAGCAGAUGUCGGCUACGUCUCAAGAUAUCAUGAUGAAGUACUCGGGUUGCUCGGAGGACGUAUACGAGUCAAUGAUGACGAUCGACCCGGAGUGUGUGGACGACCUGUAUGAAGAAAUGACUGCAGUAGAUGCGAAUCCAGAGGAGGUUAUGCUCAGGAAGUUCUUCCAGGCAAAACCACAUGCAAUUGAAGACCAGGUGAACAACCUGCGCCUUAAAAGCGAGGAAGAGGAAAAGGAAAAGGAUGAACACAGUCACUUUGAUCAAAUUAAGGAAGAGGAGGAUCCAUACGCUCUUUCUCCAGAAGAUAUUUACGACACGGUGGAUGCAAACAGCACGUAUAGCCCAGCCAUCGUGAAUCGUCCCCCAGCCCCCGUCCCAAGGCCUGAGGCUGACGCAGAGCCUGAAAAACCCACAACCUACAUCUCUAGAGUAUUUUCAGAUCGAGGUGCAUCCGAGAGUAAAGCGACGCCAUAUUCUUCAGUUAUGCCUGUGCAUGAAGACACCGGCCCUACGUAUGACCCCUAUGCCGGGAUGAAGACCCCCGGCCAGAGGCAGCUCAUCUGCCUCCAGGAGAGGGUGAAGGUCGGGGAAAUAACCGUGGACGAGGCCGUGCAGGAGUUCAAGGCUUGGCAGUUUGACAAUGAACGGAGGGCGACCUCCCUACGCUAUCAGCAGGAAAAUUUGAAGAAAUUACGGGACAGCAUCACCAGGCGUCACAAAGAGAGAGAGAAGACCGGAAAGGAGCUCGAUUAUGAAAUAAGUGCCCCCCUGCAGAGGAACUUGUACUGGGGCUCCAACGCCAGCGCUACGUUUGAGUGUGCCGUGUACGAGUCGGCGCCCAAAGUGUCAGCAGUGCCGCCUCCUCCGGUUCAAACCAUCCAGAGAGGCAGCUGGAAGACGGGAAGCACGUCCAGCACAUCCAGCAGCGAGAGCAAUAGACUCAGCACUCACAGUAAUUUUAGCUACAGCAGUGGGACAGAACCCGACUUCGAGGACGCUGUAGAAAGUCUCCCCCCUCCACCUCGACCUCCGAGGCCUUUUGAUGGCGCACCUCCCGUUGCUCUGCCCAGGAUUCCUCCUCGAAUCCCAGAAAGGGUGCCAGAAGAAUCGCACGAGCGCUACAUAUCCUGCCCGACACGAGCACUUCCUCAGAUACCGCACAGACAGAGAGACGCGGCGCCCCCCAUCCCCCGCCGCCUGCGGUGAUGGCCCCUCCACGCUCACUGGGAUCAGUCUCUAAAGUUUUUAUAACGCUGUAUAAUAUAACGGUCUAACGCAGAGGGGCCCUAUAGGGUCACAAUGUUUCUGUUUUUAUGUGUUUGUUUGUUUUUUCUCAUAUUAAUUGCAUUGUAUUGUAUUGUAAUUGUAUGAAUCAGCUGUCCUUCCGGAGUGAUUCACUUCUCAUUUCUAUUUCAUUGUUUGAGCGCAGUUCUGUGAAACAGAAAGUACUCACUAGUGUUUUAUAGUAUCUUUAAAAUGUAACAGUUUUAACCCACAAUAAAUGUUCAACAUGUAAUAAUUUAACCCCUCUUCAGUAUCACAAUAAAACUAAUGAUCAUGCUGGAGACAAAUGAUGAAAACUAAAUGAAUCUUAAUCAAAGUAUCUUUGUAAAACUUGGAGAUUCACCUGUUUUUUAUGGGAUGUCCGCUCGCCUUGAGGAAGUCUGUAUUGUUGUGCAGCAGACUUAUUGUAAUUUAUUAAUUUAACAGUGAAAUAUGAUUAUAUGUAGCUUUAUAAACA
Cololabis saira (Pacific saury) is the source of this 3328-nucleotide messenger RNA. RefSeq names its product phosphoinositide-3-kinase adaptor protein 1 (gene pik3ap1). Gene Ontology annotation, molecular function: signaling receptor binding; phosphatidylinositol 3-kinase regulatory subunit binding. Bases 199 to 2793 code for a protein of 864 amino acids. Gene Ontology annotation, cellular component: cytosol. The record is from RefSeq and is a predicted model, not a curated record. NCBI's taxonomy places the organism in Eukaryota, Metazoa, Chordata, Actinopteri, Beloniformes, Belonidae. The transcript has 17 exons.